GACCGGUCGACCCCUGCGGUGCCGGUGCCCGCGCACUCGUCGCUUUCCAGCUCGGCGUCCACGCAGGACUUUACACGGCCACGUCGGAGUCCCGCUGCCGCGCUACGUCGUUAAGGUGAAGCGGUCGCGCCUUCCCGAUUCGACGUUCCCUCAAACUAUAUAUAAAAGUAACCUCCCGUCCCGAGCGACGAGCCGGUCGCACAAAGACCACCAAUCUAGUCAUCCCUUACGCAGCACAGCGAGCGGCGAGCCGGCGACGGCGAUUAACCUCGACUCAGCGGCGAGAACAGGAAGAACAAGGGGAAGGAUCCGUACGUGCUGCGCGGCCAAUCCAUGGGCAACUGCGCCGUCACGCAGCACGCGGUGACGUCGUGGGCGGACGACGGCGAGUGGGACGUGCCCUCGGCGGCGGCGGCGGCGGCCGACGAGGAGGGCGCCGGAGGAGCGGUUGCCGCCGCCGGGACAAGCGGGAGGAAGGACCACGCGGCGGGGGCGGCGGAGGUGACGAUCAGGAUCACGAGGAAGCAGCUGCAGCAGCUGAUGGAGAAGAGGGCCGGCGGGCUCCACGGCCUCAAGAGGCGGCGGGCCGCCGCGCAGCUGCUGGCGGACGUCAUGGACGCCGGGCAGGUCUUCCACCACUGCAGAGCGGCGCACUGGAAGCCCGCGCUGCAGAGCAUCCCGGAGGCCGUGGAGUCGUGACACGCACGAUCGACGCGCACGCACCACCACACCACACACUGCUUCCUAGUUCCUUCCUCUCUUGGCUCGCUUAUUCGCCGUUAAGUUGCAGCCGUCCAGCUAGCUUCUCAUCCCGGGUGACUCGCGCGCCGUGUCAUUUCUUUUUUCUUUUUUUUUUUUAGUUUGGAUGCAAUAUGCAACUAACGAUGUACAGAAGUAGGGAUUAGUAAAACUUGGAAACGAACUGUGGAUUUCAUGAGCAAUUAACCAUCCAUGUUUUAUGCAGCA
This is a messenger RNA of Zea mays, 966 nucleotides long. RefSeq lists its product as uncharacterized. Lineage: Eukaryota; Viridiplantae; Streptophyta; Magnoliopsida; Poales; Poaceae. The record is from RefSeq and is a predicted model, not a curated record. The coding region runs from base 334 to 699 and encodes 121 amino acids. The transcript has a single exon.